Messenger RNA from Ornithodoros turicata, 2268 nucleotides. RefSeq names its product ankyrin repeat and SAM domain-containing protein 6-like. The coding region runs from base 211 to 2172 and encodes 653 amino acids. Gene Ontology annotation, molecular function: protein binding. The record is from RefSeq and is a predicted model, not a curated record. The transcript is spliced from 17 exons. NCBI's taxonomy places the organism in Eukaryota, Metazoa, Arthropoda, Arachnida, Ixodida, Argasidae.
UGGGUUUAAUUUGUGAACAGCCAGCACGGCGCGUUGUUUUUGUAGUAAGCUGUAAAGUGCUGUAAAGGUAGAGGACCAGCAGAAGUAUUCAACCAUAUUGUACUCAAAGAACCGUAGGACCAUUGUAGUAGGUGGCAGUUAGUGGCACUAGCGCCACGAGAAACCAUUGGCACACUGCACACAGGUCCGCGCAAAAAAAAAAAAAAUGCGAUGACAGCGUUGGACCGCGCCCAUCAACUUCUUUCUGCGUGUUUGGAAAAUGAUGUGGUGACCGUGUCUACUUGUCUCAACAAUGGCCUUUCUGUAAAUGAGCAGGACUUCGAGGGCACAGCACCACUGCAUGUAGCUGCAGCAAACGGCUACGAAUCAUUAGUUGAAUCCUUAAUAUCUCGUGGGGCAGAGAUUGACCUCCCAAAUGCUUCUGGGUGGACAGCCUUAAUGCAAGCUGCAAGACAUGGUCACACAUCUGUUGUAUCGUUGCUUUUGAAGCGUGGUGCCAAUGGCAGCGCAGUCAACAAAUUAGGAAUUGGACUGCUUUCACUAGCAGCAAGCAGUGGCCACCGUUCGACAGUGCAGGUUAUUUUGAAUGUCAAAGGGGUUUCUACGGAGGACGUUCCAUGGGAUUCUUCUGAGAUGACUCCAAUGAUGUCUGCUGCUUUGUUUGGGCAUGUGUCAAUCAUUGGACUUCUGCUUACCAGUGGAGCAAGUGUUAACAGUGCAUCCUCUACUACUGGCAGAAGCCCACUUAUGUUAUCUUCAUGCAAUGGCCACAAGGAAAGCGUUGAGCUGCUGGUUGAAUUGGGAGCAGAUACCAACUGUAAAGAUAUUCGUGGCAGAACUGCCCUUGAUAUUGCAGUAGCUUGUGGAAAGAGUGAAGUUGCAACCUACCUCAGUGACAAAACCUUGAGUAGGUCCAACAAAGGGCAGAUUGCAGACAAUGUUGAUAUCAUAAAUGCUGUCAAAGAAGGUGAUUUCAAGCAGACCAAGAAUAUUCUUCAGAAAGAUCGCUCACGUGCCAACUGGAGCUGCCCCAAAACAGGAAUGACACCACUGAUGUAUGCUGCAAUAUUAGGUCACCAAAACAUAGCCAUGCUGCUGCUUGAAAAUGGAUGUGAAAUGGACAAGCAGGAUUGUGUAAAAGGCUGGACUGCCCUCAUGCAUGCUGUGUUUAAUGGAAAUACAAGCAUGAUUUCUUGUCUCCUGAAAGCUCGGUCUAACAUUGGAAUAAGCGCACACAAUGGUGCUACUGCCCUGGAUAUGUCUUGUUACCUUGACACCAUAGAUCCAGAAGUUCCAGAACUGCUCGUAAAAAUAGCGACAACGUCAAAGCACGCAAUUCCUGUCCAAGCUGUUGAAGCAGAAAGUAGUGGAAAAUAUAAAGGUACAUCAGAUGAUGAUACCCACCAAACAAAAACUUUAAAGGAAUUACUUACACAAGUCACACAAAGACUACUGAAGUCAAAGCCACCAGUAUUAAAAGCGGCAUCAAGUACUACAGAAGUAGUCACCAAGACACGAAGCUCGGAAGCUCUUGACACCGUCUCGGUAUCCGAAAGAAUACCUGCACUGAACUUGUUGUCCUUCACUACAAAACCAUUGGAACCCCAUAGGAAAAACGUGCCCAUAAUACAACCCCCCCAGCCGCUUCACGGCAACUUGAGCCGCAAAAUAAAGAAAAUGGACACACGUGAAAGACCUGCACGGAAGGCUGAUGGAGAUGAUGUCAAUAAUCUUCCCAAGGGAUGGGAGCCCACAGUGCUGCUUGAUCGGUAUUUGAAACCGGCUGCAAUUAGUGGAGUCCAAGGCAGAAGAAUGUCACAUCUGCUGGCACUGUCUGCUAUGCAUUCAACGAAUACUCUUUCUACUAGACCUGAAGCGAAUGCUGCUAGUCCAAGAGACCUUCUGGAUGUGCCCUCAACACUGGUGGGUGGCCACUUGGCAGCUCCUUCCACUUCGGAGUGUGUACCAUACUUCUCAGGCACCAUCAGGGAGCUGCUCAAGAGACUACAUCUUGAACAGUAUGCUGCCAACUUCAAAGAGCAUGAGGUGGACUUGGACACUUUUGUAGACCUGAACACAAGAGACCUUGAAAAUAUAGGUAUUCCAGAAAACUCGAUUAAAUUGAAGCUUUUAGAGGUGAUAAAGGCUAUGAGAAAUCAGACGCUUUUGUGAAGAAUUAUCCAUGUAGACUGCUGUACCAGGGUAUUGUGCAAUGAAGUUAGUUUGAUUGAGCUUAUUUUUUUUUGCAAUAAAUGUUUACAUAUCAGG